CAAACAGCACAGCUGUGUUCUGUUGUUAUUGCUCGCGAGAGGCUUGCGAAGCGCGGAUCCAUUUUAAUCUUGAUUUGAUAGCGCAACAAGUAGUAUGUGGAACCGUGGUCGAAUUGUGAGCCUAAUGCGAACCGUGUCCAGUGGCAGCUGCAGCUGCCCAGCACAUUCGCGACCGGUCGCAAUCAGUCAGCAGACCUCAUGUUCCGCGGAAAAAGAUACCGCGUUCGAGAUGUCAUCCUCAACGAUACGGUACGGGCCGGGAGUGACCCGCGAGCUGGGCCAUGAUUUGCAAAACCUGGGCGCACAGCGCGUCUGCGUGGUGAGCGACCGGAAUGUGCUACAGCUGCCCUCGGUAAAGGUGGGACUCGAUGCGAUCGUCCGUGCCGGCAUCGAGCCGGUAGUGUUCGACGCGGUGCGGGUCGAGCCGACGAACGAAAGCCUGCAGACGGCGAUCGACUUUGCCCGGUCACACCGGUUCGAUGCGUUCGUAGCGAUCGGCGGCGGUUCCGCGAUCGAUACCUGCAAGGUGGCGAACCUGUACAGUGCCGACCGGGAGGCGGAAUUCCUCGACUACGUAAACGCCCCGAUUGGAAGGGCGAAGGAGGUAACGGUCCCGUUGAAGCCGCUGAUUGCCGUUCCAACGACGGCCGGAACCGGUUCGGAAACGACCGGUGUAGCGAUCUUCGACCACAAACCGCUGCACGCCAAGACGGGUAUUUCCAGCAAAGCAUUGCGGCCCAUCCUCGGGCUGGUCGAUCCGCUCCACACUCUGUCCCAGCCGGAAAAGGUGGCCGCCUACUGUGGGUUCGACGUGUUCUGUCACGCGCUGGAAAGUUUCACCGCCAUACCGUACACGGAGCGGGGUCCGGCACCGGCCAACCCGAAGCUACGGCCACCGUACCAGGGCAGCAAUCCGAUUUCGGACGUUUGGGCACGGUUCGCGCUGCAAACGAUUAGCCGGCACUUUCGGCGGGCGGUGUACGCGCCGGACGAUCUGGAGGCACGGUCGCAGGUGCAUCUCGCGUCGACGAUGGCGGGCGUCGGGUUUGGCAAUGCGGGUGUGCAUCUGUGCCACGGGCUGUCCUACCCGAUCGCGGGUCUGGUGAAGCAGUUCAUCCCGGACGGGUACACCGGGGGUCACGCGAUCAUUCCACACGGGCUGUCGGUUGUGAUGACGGCACCGGCAGUGUUUCGCUUUACGGGGGCUAGUUGCCCUGAAAGGCAUCUGGAGGCGGCCGGCAUCUUGGGAGCGGAUGUAGCGAAGAGCCACAGAAAGGAUGCCGGGGCCAUUCUGGCGGACACCGUGCGACGGUACAUGCACGACCUAAAGAUUGAAAAUGGCCUAUCGGCGCUCGGCUUCAAUUACUCCGACAUACCGGCACUGGUCAAAGGGACGCUGCCGCAGGAACGCAUCACAAAGCUAGCACCGCGCGCCCAGUCGGAGGAAGAUCUGGCCGGUCUGUUCGAACAGUCGCUCACCGUGUACUAGGAGAAGUCGGGAAUCUUCGCGCCGGGUGUCACGAGUUCAUAUUUCCUUGCUCCCCCCCUCCUACAUGAUUCACAUGCGUGCAGCCGUUUGAUGCAGGGUACCGUUUCACCUCGUUUCAAGACCCGUUUCAUGAAUGAUUUUUGCGGCACGCGUUUGCUUGCGUGCGGCGCACAGGGGGGGGUGCUAAAAUGUUUACGUGAAAAAAAGUACUCACGCGUCAUACUUCUUGGAUCAGCAUUCACUUCACGGGUAAUGAUGAUACGUACGAGUGCGCGCUCACACACAGCUAAUGAUCGCUCAUCAUCCCGCGUUUCAUUGCCUGCGGGCGGCAGUGUGUUUUGUUUACUUAAGGAUGCGGCCGAACGAACGGACCUGGCGAGAAGAUUUACACGCACGCUGGUCCGAAUUUUACCACCCCUCCCCGCAGUAUGGUGAUCGCACAACAUCACCAUAUGUAUUUAACUCUCGGGCCAGGUUAGGCACGCAGGUACCGCCGUUGUCCGUCCGUGGCAUCGACAAGUUUCAGCAUUACUGAACCCGUUUUGAGACACAGGCACGGAAAAGGUUACAUUAGGACAGGCCGCAGAACGGUCUAAACAUCGAUUGCAUGCCAAACGGGUACAGCAGGGUGGUAGGUUAUCGGUACGGGGUACACAUAAGCAGCAGAACAGAAGCUACUUACAAGCGUAUUGGAUUUUAUGGGCAAGACAAUGUAAGGGCGUCCAUUUUUCAGGCGAUCGCGCAAUAUCUUAGAAUAUCUAAAGGCAACAUUUUUACACUUUUGUUUCCAUUCCAACGUCGAACGUGCUUCUUCGAUCGUGUAGCAGUGCUAGGAAGAACAAAUCUGUAUUGGACUAACUGGUGUUUUUCCCGUCAACAAAAUACUUUGCUCAACAAAGCACAGCUGUGUGACACCAUUAGGACACAUGUUGUUUAAUAAACACCAAAUCUUUGGAAGGAAAAGU
Anopheles gambiae (African malaria mosquito) is the source of this 2454-nucleotide messenger RNA. It is a transcript of the gene T3dh, whose product is annotated as probable hydroxyacid-oxoacid transhydrogenase, mitochondrial. The transcript has 4 exons. Gene Ontology annotation, cellular component: mitochondrion. NCBI's taxonomy places the organism in Eukaryota, Metazoa, Arthropoda, Insecta, Diptera, Culicidae. The coding region runs from base 95 to 1489 and encodes 464 amino acids. Gene Ontology annotation, molecular function: metal ion binding; alcohol dehydrogenase (NAD+) activity. The record is from RefSeq and is a predicted model, not a curated record.